Messenger RNA from Musa acuminata AAA Group (dessert banana), 651 nucleotides. RefSeq lists its product as uncharacterized. NCBI's taxonomy places the organism in Eukaryota, Viridiplantae, Streptophyta, Magnoliopsida, Zingiberales, Musaceae. The coding region runs from base 152 to 460 and encodes 102 amino acids. The record is from RefSeq and is a predicted model, not a curated record. The transcript is spliced from 4 exons.
GUGAUGGAAAGCAGAAACUACACAGAAGCUGGUCUUAGGAAGUGAGAGAUAUGGGUCCUGUAGGAGGAGAAAGAAGAACUCAGACAAGCCAAAGCAUCCUCAAAGAGGUCCUGGUGUGGCUCAAUUAGAGAAGAUCAUAUUACAGAAUCAAAUGAUAGCAACCUGCCUCUCUCAAUUUGACUGUGAUUUCCACAAGCAUAUUGGUAGAGUACAGAUGCGUUAUGCAUCAUCUCCCUCCUCAACUACUACUGCCUCAUCAUCAUCAUCAUCACUGUUUGAGCUUCACCAGAGUAUCAUGAUAGGCUUUGGAGACAGCAGAAAUGGACAUCAAACAAAGUGCAUUCAGUUCUGGUGCCACAGCAAGAUGCAAUUGGUGUUCCUCUUCUCAUCAAGCAGUGCAACCUACUGCAGCACUGCCUCCCUUAGAAUAAAGCAUGCAGAAGAUGAACAGACUUCAUGAGGACCAGGCCUUGCAAGAACUCGACUUGGAGCUUAGAUUGUGACUGUGAGAGGUUCUGGGUGGUUCAGUGUUUGAAUAAAUUGUUUCUCUCAGGCAAAAAGAUUGGAAUAGGAUGUUUCAUAGAUGUCACAGAUACAAAUGGUUGAUUGUAACAUGCAGAAACUGCAUCUUGAGGUGAACCAUUGUGAAAU